Messenger RNA from Acanthosepion pharaonis, 1263 nucleotides. The record is from the annotation of a GenBank genome assembly. NCBI's taxonomy places the organism in Eukaryota, Metazoa, Mollusca, Cephalopoda, Sepiida, Sepiidae.
AUGGCAAUUUCUUCCUUAAUUUACGUCUUCACUCUGUCCCUUUCUUUCUCCUUGGAUUCUUUCUCUUUCAAAUGCCCGUUCGUUUCGCCUUCUGUCAUCGUCAUCUAUCGCUGUGCAAAACCAUAUGACCUUUUUCAUUCUCUCAAAAGCCUAGCACCAUUUUCUUGCACUUUACAUCCAAAACUAAACCGUUCCUUCAUUUUUUCUUCCUACUCCUUCUCUCUCUCUCUGUGUUGUGCGCCUUUCUUCCUUUUUUUCUCUCUCAAUCUCGCAUACUCUUCUCUCUGCUUUUAUUCCUUACUCUUUUUCUCACUUCUUCUUUUUAAUUAUAGGGUCGGAAUCUCUCUCCCCCACCACCUUUCUCUAUCGCUCUCUCUUUCUUUCUCUCUGUAUAUAUAUAUAUAUAUAUAUAUAUAUAUAUAUAUAUAUAUAUACUUUUUGCCCACCUUCUUUCUCUCUUGUCUUACUGUCCUUCAUUGUAUCUUCCUACUCUCUCUCUCUCUCUCUCUCUCUCUUUCUGUUGUACGCCUUCGUUCUUUCUUUUUCUCUUUCUAUCUCGCAUACCUUUCUCACUGCUUUAUUCCUCGCUCUUUAUUUUGUCACUCCUUUACUCCUUCCUUCUUGCUAUCUUUCUCUUACACACCAUUUUCUUCCAUUCUCUCUUCACUUGAAUUUUCCUAUACGAUUUCAGUCUCCUUCUUUCUUUCUCUCUUUCCAUCCCUCAUUCCCGCUUGCGUGCCGUAUUUCUUCCUUUCUCUCACUCAUUUAAAAUUGCGCAUCUACUUUCAUCCUAUCUCUCCUCUAUUCUCUUGGUGCAUCAUACUUCCUUUCUAUUUCUCCCCCUUUCUUCCUUUCUCUCUAUUUCUAUUCCUUUCUCUCUAUUUCUCAUCCUUCAACUCUGUUUCUCCUCCUUUCUUCCUUUUCUCUAUUUCUAUCCCCCUAUUUCUCAUCCUUCCCUUUUCUCCCCCUAUUUCUAUUCCUUUCUCUCUAUUUCUCAUCCUUCAACUCUGUUUCUCCUCCAGUCUUCCUUUCUCUCUAUUUCUCCCCCUUUCUUCCUUUCUCUCUAUUUCUAUUCCUUUCUCUCUAUUUCUCAUCCUUCAACUCUGUUUCUCCUCCAGUCUUCCUUUCUCUCUAUUUCUCCCCCUUUCUUCCUUUCUCUCUAUUUCUCCUCCUUUCUUCUUCCUCCUAUUUCUCUUUCUAACUUGGAGCUCCACGUUUUUAUAUAUACACACUCACCCUCUAUCCCUAUAUCCCAAAUAUUGA